GGACAGGAUUUACCACCAAAGCAGGCGCGCCCAACUAAGAAAGAGGGCCGCCUGAAAGACGCGCUCGCGUGGAUCAAAAAGGGGAAAAGAAAGCGGAACCGGCUACCUGCACGUUGAACAGAGGAAGGAAAGGCCUGAAAAAGGAGGAGGCCGUUUCUCCACCCUCGAAGGUGCAAUUCAGCCCUCUUUCCGUGCAACGGUUUUCCAACGGCACAAUUGACGGUUGAAAACAGUGUCUCAGCCGAACAUUGUAAAAAGAGUGAAUAGAGUGUAGGAUGCAGCCCAACUAUCGUCUCGUCGGCGCCAACACGCGCUCAUCGGCCCACGCCACGGACGCGCCAGCCGGCGGCCGCUACGUGCACUGCCCCUACUACAUCCCCGAGUCGUCGCCGCUCGCCACAAACGAGGGUGCCGUCGGCCCCCGAGACAGCGAACUGCGCGCCUACCGCCCCGCGCGCAUCGGCAGCUUAGGGACGCCGCGUGUGGUCGGGUUGUGGGGCCAAUCACCCCUCACCGGUGUCCGCGGCUCGUACGCGUCGGUCGGCUCCAACAACAGCCACCACCGCGUCAGCAGCUACGCUACCGACUCCUCGUCCGACGCCUCGCCGAGCUCCGCCGUGGCGUACCCCGCUGCUGAUUUAGACAACGUCGUGUUACUGCCCACGCGUCCUCUGCUGAAGGCUCUCGCGAAGGAGUGCCGGCCGUCGCCGCCGUGGUGCGUCGGCCGCGUGGUACCGUCGGUGCUGGCGGACGAGGUGCUGCUCUUCCACCUCUUCACCGCACCGAUGCCGGAGGAGGAGGCGUCUCGCCGGUCCUGCACGGCCAGCAUGGAGGCGGUGCUCCAGCAGGUGUGGCCCGGUGCGUCCCUGCAGCCCGCCGGGGCCACCGCGGCCGGGCAGAACACCACGAAGGGUGCCACCUUGCACUUCUACGCCACCGGCACGUCGGACGCGUCACAAGAGCAGACGCAGCAGUGGAUACAGGCGGCGAAUGAGCGGGGCGCGCAGGUCAACUUUAUCCGCGACGAUCGCGACCUGCCGUGCGCCGUCGUCGUCGACUCCCAUUCCGGGCACCGCUGCUGUAUUCGAUACGGCGACAAGGCCGUCGCGGCGCUGGCGGAGACGAGUGCGCUGCUGUCGGUGCGUGUGGCGGCCAACCCAGUCACCCGCGCCGUUUUUAAUACACUUUUAGCUUUGCUGAAUCAGAACAAAAUCCUCGACGACGGCGGGACGGCGCGCUCGAUGCUGAGCGGCGAGGCGGUGGCGAUUAUGCUGCUCGCCGUCGUGAACUCGUACGAUUCCUCUGACGUGCCGGACGCUGGCCGCGUCUUGCUGGACUUCUUUUUGACUUUCGGGUUCGAGAGUUACUUCAACCCGAUCCAAAGCUCCGUUAACGUGAAGGGGUUUGGCACGCCUACCGCGAAGAAGCACCCCAACGCACAACUCAGCGUCCUCGACCCUGUAAACGAGGAGGUGAACGUUACCGCGCAAGUUGAUCGCGUCAGCGGCAUUCAGGCAGUCUUCAACUAUUGUUACACGGCUCUGUCGCAGUACGCACAGGUGAACUCGAAUCUGCAUCGCGCGCAGUCGGCGCUGUCCACCGUCAUUGGGGGCGAGCCCUAUUGGGUCCGCGUACUGCGAUACCACCAGCUGCACGUGGAGCCAUACUACAGUCUAAUUCAACUGAAGCGGCCUUUGCUCGUUCAAUAUCUCUGA
Leptomonas pyrrhocoris is the source of this 1715-nucleotide messenger RNA. RefSeq lists its product as hypothetical. Gene Ontology annotation, biological process: RNA 3'-end processing. Lineage: Eukaryota; Euglenozoa; Kinetoplastea; Trypanosomatida; Trypanosomatidae. The record is from RefSeq and is a predicted model, not a curated record. The coding region runs from base 276 to 1715 and encodes 479 amino acids. The transcript has a single exon. Gene Ontology annotation, molecular function: mRNA binding; poly(A) RNA polymerase activity. Gene Ontology annotation, cellular component: TRAMP complex; nucleolus.